Molecule: messenger RNA, 2729 nt
Organism: Ceutorhynchus assimilis (cabbage seed weevil)
Lineage: Eukaryota; Metazoa; Arthropoda; Insecta; Coleoptera; Curculionidae
Source: the annotation of a GenBank genome assembly
AUUUGUCGUUCUUGAAGGUGUCGGAAUACGAUUUGCGCCCGUUUUCCUGCGGGAACGACGCACGUAGGACCUGGAGGCCGUAAAGGAAGCACUCGGCAUUUUCGCGUUCACUUUCGAACACUUUUUCCCCGAAUUUUCCAACUCCUAAACAAAGAAAACACUGACACUGGGACGGGCAGCCAUUUUCAACAUCAAUUGAACCAGCAGGGCAGAAGAAGGACACUACACGGAUUUGAAACGCGCAAGACGACCUCUCUCUCACUCGACCAAUCACCUUUCACCUUUCCCGGGCACGUGACCGAAAGUGAACCUCAAAAAAUGGACCUCGAUUUCUUCAAGGCGAUUUUGGAUUGUUUAAUUUCAGUGGGAAUUUGCUUUUUAUUGUCUGUUACUUAUUUGGCCAGUUUGCACAUUUGGAACAGUCCCUAUAACAGGGAUCAUCCGUCGACAAUCAAGAAACGGUUCACAAGUGUAUUUUUUAUGCUUUUUAUUGCACCAUGUUUCCUUUAUGCUGGAUUGAACAAGUCGAUUUUGGAAGAGGCCUCACUUCUAGAAAUCCUAGGCUUAAGAACCAAAGGCCUGCUCCAAGCAAUCUUCAUGCCCUUAUUUCUGACGAUGAUCCUGUUCCUGGGUCCCAUAUCGAUGGAACUGUAUAGCGGAUUAUACAAACUGUACACAGAAGAGUCUUAUUGGUACAGGAACUUGACAAAUCUUAUAUGGAUCCGCAAUCACAUUGUGGCACCGUUUUCCGAAGAGUUUACUUACAGAAGCUGUAUGUUGCCUUUAUUGUUGCAAUGCUUACCACCUGUUACGGCUGUGCUGGUUAAUCCUUUAUUUUUUGGUGUUGCACAUUUUCAUCAUAUGCAAGAAAGAUUGAAAUUUGGAAUGGAUGUUAAAACAGCUUUAAAAAUAUCCUGUUUUCAAUUCACUUACACGACGAUCUUUGGCACAUAUUCAGCCUACAUUUUCUACAGAACGGGGCAUUUUCUAUCAAUUUUCAUAAUGCACGCGUUCUGUAAUCACAUGGGUUUUCCCGAUAUUAUGGAAGUGACCACUUACAAAAAAAGCAAGAAAAUAAUCAUUUCCGGCUUAUUUGUUUUGGGCUUUAUCGCUUGGUGCUUUUUAUUGAAGCCUCUCACUGAGCCUGCAUGGUAUUACCAUUCGCCUACUUGGUAUAAUGUAUAAGGGCUUUACUUAUAUGGUCUACUGAAAUUUUGUAGAUUCAAUAGGUAUUAUUUAAAACUAAUAAACAUUUUUGAAUUGUUGGAAAACAUUAAGCUUUUAAAUGACAAGGGAUGGUAAAUUCUCCAAAUUAGAGUCAGUGUAUUAUAUGUAUAUUGAUAAUCUUAUAGAGUAUGAUCAUUCUUUAACUAGUGUCUCAUAUCAGUAUCCUUGCCAAAAAAUUUUUAGGAAAUCCUAAUAAAUAAGCAGGAUCCUCAAAAUAUCAUUAGGAUAUUUGAAAAAAAAAGACUGAUCCUUUUACUGGUAUCUUAUUGUUAACAAUUUUAAAUGUGAUAAUAAAAAUAACUUGCAUUAGUCCUUUGUUUUUUUUUUUACUUUCCAUGAAAUUAAGGCAAUAACAAACAUAAUAUAAUCAAUUUUAUUUAUUUUAAAUACCAAAAAUAAGAUUAAAUAAUUUCUAACAAUAAUAACUGUAACAAAAUAUAAAUAUUGUUUGUUGUUGUUGCAGUACUUAUCUAUAUUUAAAUAGGUGUAGCAACACAAAACAACAACUAAAUAAAUGUGUUUAUAAUUUAAAAAUUCCUCUUGAUAACGCCAACAAACCAUUCAACAAAUCCUCAAUAAUACAAUUAUCAUCGUUACCGUCAUUGCACAUAAAAUCAAGUUUUCGCUCCCAUCAGGUCGAACUGCUGCUCCGGUCGCUGUCGUGGUGCAAUUGCUGAUUCAAAAAGGCCACAUUGCUGGCUUUCAGACGAGCAGCUGCCGCUAGAGUCGGACAAGGCGACAUACAGGGAGUGGAACAAAGACUGUUGCUGAUAUCGCACUGAUCCAGCAUACGGAGUAGUUCAGAUGAUGAAGGACCACCAUCAGUUUUUACUACGGAUUUAAAAAUAUUAAUGUAUAUUAUGUUAAUAGGGCGGGGUAUAAUUUCUUACCAACAUCAGUCUUAUAACAGAGAUCCAGAGCAGUAGUGAGGUCCCACAUUUGUAUGGAACCAUUAGAGUGGCCAGUAAAUAUGAACCUACGUGGUCUGGAACCCAUACGACUGGAGCCUUCGCAUUCGUGCACGCAAAAUGCGCUAACGGUACUGUUAUCUACAGCUUUUAUCGUACAUACCCUUUUUCCGUUACUUGCCAGCCUGACAAAUAAUUGGUCAGCAUCUGGUACCACUUUCUGAACGAACACCUUUAAAACAAUAAAAAUACAUUAUUCUAUCGCGAAUGGUAAACUAUCAUUUAAUCGACUCAAAACUCGUUGUUAAAGUAACACUUUAUUCGAAGUAGUGAAAUCGAACAAUUUUUACCCACUCAUAUGUCAAUUUUACCCACUCAUACGUCAAUUUUACCCACUUGUUCAAAUCUUUUGAAAUAAUUAUAGUGUUUUUGACAGAAAUCUGGUUAUGUUGCAUGAUUGACAACACCAGAAAUGUGUCAGUUUGUUAGGUACUUUGUCAACUUGUCAUAAUCUAUGUAAAAUUUUAGCACAUUUUAGUUUAUGAUUUUAGUAAUUGUGUAAUAAAUAAAAAGUUGCUCAAGAAUAAAAUAGAA